This is a messenger RNA of Fraxinus pennsylvanica, 660 nucleotides long. Lineage: Eukaryota; Viridiplantae; Streptophyta; Magnoliopsida; Lamiales; Oleaceae. The record is from the annotation of a GenBank genome assembly.
AUGAAAACAUUGCAAAGGAAGGUUAGAUUUUCAUACUCGGAUCCUGAUGCCACCGAUUCUUCAUCAGAUGAAGGUGGUGAUGGAACCGAAAAAAAAUCGAAGAGGAUGGUUCAUGAGAUUAUACUUCAGCCGGAAAAAAUUCUUGACAAGAAGGGUUCUGGAAAAAUUCGUGCACGAAUCAAGAAAUUCAAUUCUCGGGUUCUUAAUCAGAACGGGAUGGAAAAAUUAAUUGGGGUGCGGAGGAGAAGAUGGGGAAAAUACUGUGCUGAAAUCAGAGAACCUUUCAAGAAGAAACGGGUUUGGUUGGGGACUUACAACACUGCUGAAGAGGCCUUCAAUGCUUACCUGGACAAGAAGCGUGAAAUUGAUGAAAAACAGAGCGUUGGGCAGGGAAUUGAUUGUGAGGAUUCCUCUGAAGAUUCUUCACCUACAGUUAUCGAAUUUGAUACCCCGGAUUCUCCAAAUGAAGUAAGCACGAUAAAGAAGGAUGUAUUUGAGCAAAACAAGGUUGGUUCAAAUGCGGAACAGAAAUUUUCACUUUCAGACAACCCGUCUGUCAAGUUUGGGAUGCUGUAUGGUGUGCAAAUUAUUAACAAUCAUGGAUUUCUCUUGGGCGAAUUCAGCAAGUUAGAUGACUUUAGCAUUCGUGUAACGGAAUAA